This is a messenger RNA of Nicotiana attenuata, 1993 nucleotides long. RefSeq names its product pentatricopeptide repeat-containing protein At1g01970. The transcript has 3 exons. NCBI's taxonomy places the organism in Eukaryota, Viridiplantae, Streptophyta, Magnoliopsida, Solanales, Solanaceae. The record is from RefSeq and is a predicted model, not a curated record. Bases 127 to 1359 code for a protein of 410 amino acids. Gene Ontology annotation, molecular function: protein binding.
UAGGCGUUAGCCCCUCCAAUUUUUCCUUCCUGAUUAUGAUGAUGGCAGAUUGAAGAGAGCCCAUAAAAUUCCAUGGGAGAAACCAAUUAAUCUUGCAGUAUUCUUGUAUUAAUAUCUGAAUUUGACAUGAGUUUUACGGUAUAUGGCGUCUUUUCUCGUUCCACUCAAACAUCUCCAUUGAGCAAUACUAUUCGAAGAAUCCAUCAGUACCCUUUAAAUGGUGUUUUUUCGUUGCAAAAAGUUACCAUUUUUGGGUACCGUGAAUUGGGGUUUAAGCCAUUAUUAGCUGUGAGUAAUGUAGCAGUUGAGAAGGGUAGUGCUGAAAACCAAGCAAAUGAUAAACCCAGGUAUAAGUGGGUUAAGAUAGGCUCUGAUAUUACUGAGGAACAGAAACAAGCUAUUUUGAAGCUUCCACCAAAGAUGACAAAUAGAUGUAAGGCAUUAAUGCUACAGAUCAUUUGCUAUUCACCUGAAAAGGGAAGUGUGUCCCUCUUGUUAGAGGCUUGGGUGAAGAGUAUGAAGCCUGAGAGAGCUGAUUGGCUUGAGGUACUUAAAGAAUUGGACAGGCUGAAUCAUCCCUUGUAUUUUGAGGUAGCUGAAGUGUCCCUCUUAGAAGAAUCAUUUGAAGCCAACGUUCGUGAUUACACCAAGAUUAUUCAUGGCUAUGCAAAGCAGAAUCGGCUGAGAGAAGCUGAAAGUAUGCUCUUAGCCAUGAAGACUAGAGGCUUCACAUGUGAUCAGGUGGUUCUCACGGCUUUAGUUCACAUGUAUAGCAAGGCUGGUAAGCUUAAGAUGGCUGAAGAUACUUUUGAAGAGAUGAGGUUGCUUGGAGUAACAUUAGAUAAGAGAUCCUACGGGUCAAUGAUCAUGGCCUACGUCAGAGCUGGAAUGCUUGGCGAGGGAGAGGCAUUACUGAAGGAAAUGGAAGAACAAGAGAUCUAUGCUGGAAGAGAAGUUUAUAAAGCAAUUCUGAGAGCCUAUUCGAUGAUUGGUGAUAGCAAAGGAGCUCAGAGGGUCUUUGAUGCUCUCCAGUUAGCAGGAAUAAUCCCUGAUGCGACCGUCUGUGGGCUGCUUAUGAAUGCCUAUGUUGUGGCUGGUCAAUUGAGCGAGGCUUGUAUUGCGUUUGAAAAUUUGAGAAGAGCUGGCAUAGAACCUAAUGACAAGUGUAUCGCACUGCUGUUGUCAGCUUAUGAAACCGAAAACAACCUGAGCAAGGCACUUGAUGUUUUGAUGAAUUUGGAGAGGGAUGGUGUUGUGCUUGGUAGAGAAGCUUCCGAAAUAUUGGCUCGUUGGUUCAAGAAACUUGGGGUAGUUGGAGAAGUGGAACUUGUGUUGAGAGAAUUUAUGCAUCAAACUUAGUGUAUUAAGAAUACUGAUGCUUUCUGCUGUUGUCUGAAGUUUCUCUCCGUUGCAUCUGUUUGAGAACCAGUCUUGGUUUCCUAUCUACAGGUAUCUUCACACUUUGCUGCAAGUAAAUACAACAUACUGCCCCGGAAAGUAUCACAAGUUACAGCUGCUUGUAUCAACAAAACAAGCAGAGAGUAUGUUUUUCAUAUUUCUGGUAAGAGGUUGAGGGCAACAAGCAGUUUUUCAUGUAUGUAAACAACUCUCAAAUACUGGAAUCUGUCUCCUGAGUCUUUCGGCAACAGGAGCAACAGAACGGUUGGCUGAAACAACGGUGUACAUAAUAAAGGUUAUGGCUCUGUCCCAAGUGUUGGUUGAUCAUCUUCUUUCAGCUUCAGUUUUUAGUCAUGUGAAACCUUUCCUUGAGUUGGUUCAUCCUGAGUUGUAACCCUUAUUUUUGUGGAACCUAAUCCAAAAGUGUUUGAUUAGAGAAAUAAGAUUAAGAAAGUAUGUGCACUUCAGAUCUGGAAAAAUAAAGCGAUGCCAAAAUCUGCCAUUUUGAUUACUUCUUAUUGCAUACUUUAGGGCAGGACGAGAUUUUGAUUAUGACAACUACACUUUAUCUCCAUCAAAAAUUGAUUGUUCUUUA